This is a messenger RNA of Prinia subflava (tawny-flanked prinia), 9952 nucleotides long. It is a transcript of the gene ACAN, whose product is annotated as aggrecan. The transcript is spliced from 18 exons. The record is from RefSeq and is a predicted model, not a curated record. Gene Ontology annotation, cellular component: synapse; perineuronal net. Gene Ontology annotation, molecular function: calcium ion binding; hyaluronic acid binding. NCBI's taxonomy places the organism in Eukaryota, Metazoa, Chordata, Aves, Passeriformes, Cisticolidae. Gene Ontology annotation, biological process: cell adhesion; glial cell differentiation; skeletal system development. Bases 1867 to 8199 code for a protein of 2110 amino acids.
AAUUGAUAUCUAGUGCUGCACUACUGGGGAAAAAAAAGGUGUGGGGGGAUAAUCCAAAGGGAAAUUCACAACCAAAAUUUGGUAUUGAGUCUCUGGGAUGGAAUAAGGUGCUUGGAGGAAGAAGUGAGGCUCCAUGCUCUGUGGUCUGGGAGCAUUACCUGUCAGGAUGAUGGAUGGUGGUUAUGAGCCUCAGGUUAAAAAGUGAGGCAGUCAAGGAAGCAAGUUUUGAAGUGAGGCAUGGGACCAAAAUAAUUUAUGGAGAGAGGAGAAACUAUAAUAUCACAAAUCAGACGGAAAAGCAGGAUCUUGGGAAAAGAGCGCGAAGUGCAGAUAUUAAAGAUCAUAUUAAAAGAGAAAUAGAAAGAGAUACUGAGAGAGCUGUGUGGUUUUGGUGCAAGGGGGGCAUGGGGGAGACCUGCCUGUGCUCAGUUUCAGGCUUUACCUUUACUUUAGGCUGAUGGUGCUCUCUUCCAUGUUAGAAACAACAGAUUUUUCAAACAAAAGUGCUUUUCUCUACUGUGAACACCUCAGCAGCUUCUCACCUGCUCCCAGCUGUCAUCUGGCCCCUUCAGAAGCCAAGGUCUGCAGUCACAGACCCAUUUCCUCCUCCCCAGUCACAGCUUUUUAUCCAUCUCAAAGGUACCAGCAACCCCAAAGGGAAAAAAAAAAGGAAAAAAAAAACCUACUACAGUCCUGUCAGCACUUUCUCACAACUUCACUACUGCCAAGGAUUCAGUUAUGGAAUCCUCUUUAGUUUUGGGGUAGUCUCCUCAGGCUCCAGCAUUACUAGAUGUGUGUGCAGGCUCUCCAUUUCCACCCAUUUCACCCCAAAUAACCUUUAAGCAAACUCAUUCCCAAAUGCCUCCUUUCUCUGCCUUUAUAUCACUUAUCAGUUCCUGAUGCUGCAAGUGCCUCCCUUUUGCUGAGCAUCCUUUCCUUCCCUCUAUCACCUGCCUCCCUACCUCAGCAGCAAGUGGGGCCAUGCAGGAGUUCCCUGAACUGUCCUGUUUGCUGCUCUCUUUGGACUUCCCAGUGGAUCUGCUCCUUUCUGCUCACACUGCAGUGAUAUUGACUGCACUGCAGGCACACAUACUUUGCUCAGGUUCCUUAAUUAGCUUCAUCUUAUUUUAGUUUGCAUAAACCACUUUUUCUUUUUAUUACACAAACUAUUUCUUCUCUCUCAACCACUUGUGGUGCCCCAGUCAGUUUGCUUCCAAACCAGAGGGCUAAAUUUAAUCCCCCACUCCCCAUUCAGCUUUCUCCAUUUACAGUAUUUUUUUUUUGGUAAUGCUUUUUUUUUUUCCCUUUCUUUUCUUUUCUGGGUUGAGUGUUUGGUUUGGGAUUUUUUUUUCCUUCUUUCCAAGAGGCCGGGCUUCCUUUUUUGGUCCAUAAGCCCUCCUAUUUCCCCCUGCCCCCUGGAUGCCUGCCUACCUUUACUCUAAAAUCCAGAGGAGGAUCCAAUACACUUAGAGUGCCAGCUCUUCAAGAGGUAUCUAAGGAGGCUGACAGGAGUUUGAUGGUCUCUUUUGCAGCCAGUGGCAGCUAAUGUGGUCUGAAACCCUCUCUCUCUUUUUUGCCAUUCACACACAGUUCUUACUCUUCAAGCUUGCUGCUGCUGCCACUGCCUGAAAGGACCUGAAAUACCACAUAGGGAAUUUUGAUUUCUUCUGGGAAACCAGGGAAGGAAAGAAAAAAACCCCCAAAAAACGCAGGAACACUCAUCUGGAGAUUGUGAAGAAGACACACAGCAACAGCAAGAAGUGGCAAGCUCUUUACUUCUUGAACACUGAAAAAGACCUCAUUUCUCUGCCAGGUGUAUGGGACUUAGAUUCUGGAAGCACUGCACUGAACUGUUAAAGGUAAAUUAUGACCACUUUACUAUUAGUGUUUGUGUGUUUGCAAGUCAUCACGGCAGCCGACUCUGUGGAGCUCUCAGACAGUAGUGAUGGCCUGGAAGUCAAGAUACCUGAGCAGUCUCCCCUGCGUGUUGUCCUGGGAAGCUCCCUGAACAUCCCGUGCUACUUCAACAUCCCAGAGGAGCAGGACCCCAGUGUCAUGCUGACCCCACGGAUCAAAUGGAGCAAGCUGUCCAACGGGACCGAGGUUGUCCUGCUGGUGGCCACGGGCGGGCGGAUCCGGCUCAACGGCGAGUACAGGGAUGUGAUCUCCCUGCCCAACUACCCCGCCAUCCCCACCGACGCCUCGCUGGAGAUUAAGGCGCUGAGAUCCAACCACACCGGCAUUUACCGCUGCGAAGUCAUGUACGGCAUCGAGGACAGACAGGACACCAUAGAGGUCCUGGUGAAAGGCAUCGUAUUCCACUACAGAGCAAUCUCCACAAGGUACACCCUGAACUUCGAGAAGGCAAAGCAGGCCUGUAUCCAGAACAGUGCUGUCAUUGCCACCCCCGAGCAGCUGCAGGCUGCCUACGAGGAUGGGUACGAGCAGUGUGAUGCUGGCUGGCUGGCUGACCAGACUGUCAGGUACCCCAUCCACUGGCCCCGGGAGCGCUGCUAUGGCGACAAGGAUGAAUUUCCAGGAGUGAGGACCUACGGUGUCCGUGAGCCAGAUGAAACCUAUGAUGUUUACUGCUAUGCAGAGCAAAUGCAAGGCAAAGUCUUCUACGCCACUGCCCCAGAGAAGUUCACCUUCCAAGAAGCUUUCGACAAAUGCCGCAGUUUGGGAGCGCGCCUGGCCACCACGGGGGAGCUGUACCUGGCCUGGAAGGACGGCAUGGACAUGUGCAGCGCGGGCUGGCUGGGCGACCGCAGCGUGCGCUACCCCAUCUCCAGGGCUCGCCCCAACUGCGGGGGCGGCCUGGUGGGCGUGAGGACCGUGUACCUGCACGUGAACCAGACCGGGUACCCCCACCCCGACUCCCGCUACGACGCCAUCUGCUACAGCGGGGACGACAUUGAGAGCCUGAUCCCAGGGCAGUAUAUCGACGAGAUUGGGAGCGAGCUGGGCAGCGCUUUCACAGUCCAGACUGUCACCCAGACGGAGGUGGAGCUGCCCCUGUCACGCAAUGCCACGGAGGAGGAGGCCCGCGGCAGCAUCGCCACCCUGGAGCCCAUUGAGAUCUCGCCCGCUGCCACCGGGCUGUACGAGGGCUUCACUGCCCUGCCCGAGCUCUUCACCACCCCUGUCACGGUGGAGACAGCUGCCACAGAGGAGGAAAACGUCACCACGGAGGAUGUCACAGCGCUGUGGACUGCACCUGAAGAGGCCACCACCAUAGAUUUAGGCACUGCCGUCACCACCAUAGCCUUAGGCACUGCCAGUGACACUGAAACAGCAGAGGUGAGCUCGGUGGAAGAGGUCACGGGGGUGACUGCCACCCCAGGACUGGAGUCUGCCCUGACGUCCACAGCAGAAGAUCAGCUUGUGAAAGUGACAGCUGCCCCCGGUGCCGGUCACCUUCCCGAGCAGCCCAUCUCCCCCACAGGUGUGGUGUUUCACUACCGUGCAGCCACCAGCAGAUACGCCUUCUCCUUUGUCCAAGCCCAGAAGGCCUGCCUGGAGAACAGUGCUGUGAUUGCCACCCCCCAGCAGCUCCAGGCUGCCUACGAGGCUGGCUUCGACCAGUGUGAUGCUGGCUGGCUGCGGGACCAGACAGUCAGAUAUCCCAUUGUGAAUCCCCGAAAUAACUGCAUAGGGGACAAAGAGAACGCUCCAGGUGUGCGGUCAUACGGCAUGCGCCCGGCCUCGGAGACCUAUGACGUGUACUGCUACAUCGACAGGCUCAAGGGCGAUGUGUUCUUCGCAACCCAGCCGGAGCAGUUCACCUUCGCAGAAGCCCAGCGGUACUGCGAGAGCCAGAACGCCACGCUGGCCUCUGUGGGCCAGCUGCACGCGGCCUGGAGGCAGGGCCUGGACAGGUGCUUCGCGGGCUGGCUGGCGGACGGCAGCCUGCGCUACCCCAUCGUGAGCCCCCGGCCCGCCUGCGGCGGGGACGCGCCGGGCGUCAGGACCGUGUACCAGCACCACGACCAGACGGGCUUCCCCGACCCGCUGUCCCGGCACCACGCCUUCUGCUUCAGAGCUCUGCCUCCUGUGGAGGAGGAGGGGGUCACCCCAUUCUUUGAAGAUGUGCUGGCAACACAAGUGAUCCCCGGAGUGGAGGGGGUGCCCUCUGGGGAGGAGGUGACCAUGGAGACAGAGUCUGCCACUCAAACUGAGAAUCAGACAGCCUGGGGUACAGAGGUCUUUCCAACCGAUGUGUCACUGCUCUCAGUGAGUCCAUCUGCUUUUCCUCCAGCUACCAUAGCACCAGACGAAACAAGUACCAAUGCUUCUGUCAGCGAAGUGUCAGGGGAGGUGACUGAAUCUGGAGAGCAUCAAGUCAGUGGUGAACCUUUGGCAUCGGGGUGGGUACCUGGAGUUCCAGAUACAAGUGGAGAACCAGCUUCUGGAGUUUUUGAACUUAGUGGAGACCACUCAGGGAUUGGAGAGAGCGGAUUACCAUCAGUAGACCUGCAUGCCAGUGGCUUCCCACCUGGAGAAAGUGGGCUGCCCUCGGGAGACCUGAGCGGUGUGUCUCCUGGCGUUGUUGAUAUCAGUGGCCUGCCUUCUGCGGAGGAGGAGGUGUCGGUGUCUGUUUCAAGGAUACCAGGAAUCAGAGGGAUGCCACCUGAAGUGGAAAGCAGCGGGCUGCCUUUUGGAGUGAGCGGAGAAAUCUCUGGCACUGAGUUAGUCAGUGGCGUGUCCUCUGGAGAGGAAAGUGGACUCGCCUCUGGUUUCCCUACGGUCUCUCUUGUGAAUACCACGUUAGUGGAAGUUGUAACGACAGUGACAGAACGGCAAGAGGAGGGAAAAGGAUCCAUUGGAGUCAGCGGUGAGGAAGAUCUGUCAGGGUUCCCAUCCUCUGGGUGGGACAGCAGUGGUGGAACCCAAGGCUUGCCCUCAGGAGCUGAGCCCAGCGAGGAGCCCUCGGGGGCCCCCGAGCACAGCGGGCUGCCCUCGGGAGGGUCUGAACUGAGUGGGUUGCCCUCAGGACUGGAUGCCAGUGGAGAAACCUCUGGAACACAGGAGAUCAGUGGCCUGGUGGACCUGAGUGGCCUUACCUCUGGUAUUGAUGGAAGCAGUGAGGCCUCCGGCAUCACCUUUGUAGAUGCCACUUUGGAGGAAGUGACCACAACCCCGCCAAUUACAGGAGCAGAAGCAAAAGAGACUUUGGAAACCAGUGGAUUGCCUUCAGGAGACGAAGAUGGAUCAGGCAUGGUAUCUGGGAGUUUAGACACCAGUGGUGAGCCUUCCGGGCAUGUGGACUUUGGUGGGAGUGUUUCUGGAGUGCUGGAGAUGAGUGGAUACCCAAGUGGAGUGAUAGACAGCAGUGGAGAUAUCUCUGGAGUUGAUGUCACCAGUGGUCUGCUGUCUGGAGAGGAAAGUGGACUCACCUCUGGCUUUCCCACGGUGUCUCUUGUGGAUACUACUCUGGUGGAAGUUGUAACGCAGACCUCAGUGGCACAAGAAGUGGGAGAAGGACCAUCUGGGAUGAUAGAAAUCAGUGGAUUUACUUCUGGAGACAGAGGACUAUCUGGAGAAGGGUCUGGAGCUGUGGAGACCAGUGGGUUUCCUUCAGGGGCAGGAGACUUGAAUGAAGAGCCAUCUGGAAUCCCAGAUAUCAGUGGAGGCUUUUCUGGAGCCACAGAUCUAAGUGGACAGUCCUCAACAGUGACUGAUAUCAGUGGGGAGGCCUCAGGGCUUCCAGGAAUCACUUUAUUCACUUCUGAUUUAGUAGAAAUGGUGACAAGACCAACAGUAUCACAGGAGCUGGGUGGGGAAACUGUCACAUAUCCCUACAGCUUGGGACCAAGUGGGGAAACCUCUGCAUCUGGUGAACUAAGUGGGGAAACAUCUGCACUGCCAGAAAGUGCUCUAGAAACAUCAACAGCUUAUGAAAUCAGUGGUGAAACAUCUGCAUUUCCUGAAACUGGUUUAGAAACAUCCACGAUUCAUGAAAUCAGUGGGGAGACAUCUGCAUUUCCCGAUUUUAACACAGAAACAUCAACAAUUCAAGAAAUCAGUGGGGAAACCUCUGCAUUUCCUGAAAUUUUCACAGAAACAUCCACAAGUCAGGAAGCCAGGGGUGAAACAUCUGGGUAUCCUGAGAUUAUCAUAGAAACAUCCACAGGUCAAGAAGUAAGUGGUGAAACUUCUGCGUUUCCUGGAAGUGGCACAGAAACAUCCACAAUACAAGAAAUCAGUGGGGAAACAUCUGCAUUUCCUGAAAUUAGAAUAGAGACAUCCACAAGUCAAGACAUCAGUGGGGAAACGUCUGCGUUUCCUGAAAUUAGAAUAGAAACAUUCACAAGCCAAGAGGCCAGGGGUGAAAUAUCUGGCUAUCCUGAAAUUAGCAUAGAAACUUCGACGGUCCACGAAACCAGUGGAGAAACAUCUGCCUUUCCUGAAAUCAGCAUAGAAACUUCAACAGUGCAUGAAAUUAGUGGAGAAAGUUCUGCAUUUCCUGAAAUUAGAAUAGAAACAUACACAAAUCAAGAAGCCAGGGGUGAAACAUCUGCCUACCCAGAAAUUAGCAUAGAAGCUUCAACGGUCCAUGAAACCAGUGGGGAAACUUCUGCAUUUCCUGAAAUCAGCAUCGAAACUUCGACAGUCCAUGAAAUCAGUGGGGAAAUGUCCUCCUUUCCUGAAAUUAGCAUAGAAACUUCGACAAUCCAUGAAACCAGUGGUGAAAUAUCUGUAUUUCCUGAAAUUAGAAUAGAAACAUCCACAGGUGAAGAAGCUCGAGGUGAAAUAUCUGCAUUUCCUGAGAUUAGCAUAGAAACCUCUACAGUCCAUGAUAUCAGUGGGGAGACAUCUGCAUUCCCUGAGUUUAGCAUAGAAACACCAACAAGUCAAGAAGCCAGGAGUGAAACAUCUGCCUAUCCUGAAAUUUUCAUAGAAACAUCCACAGUUCAAGAAGUCAGUGGGGAAACUUCUGCAUUUCCUGAAAUUAGAAUAGGAACACCCACAAGUCAAGAAGCCCGAGGUGAGACAUUUCCUGAGAUCAGCAUAGAAGCAUCCACAGUCCAUGAAACCAGUGGGGAAGUCUCUGCAUUGCCUGCUGCUAACAUCAGAACAGCUGCCACAUCUUUGGCCAGUGGGGAGCCUUUUGGUACUCCUGAGGAGAAGGAGAUUCCUGACACAACAUCUGGAUCUGUGACACACUCUGUCGCAGGCAUUUCAGGGGAAACCUCUGUCCCAGACACUGUAAUUAGUACCAGGACUCCAGAUGCUGAACCAACACAGGGACUCAGGAACCCUGAAGAGGCUCAGCUUGAAAUGGAGCCUUCCCCUCCCGUGGUGUCAGAACAAGAGACAGAGACAGCUGUUGCUCCAGACAAUCCCCAUCUGCUGGCCACCACCACUGCUGCCCUGCCCCAAGUCUCACAAGAGGCAAUUGACGCAUUAGGACCCACUACAGAAGACACUGAUGUGUGCCACUCAAGCCCCUGUCUGAAUGGAGCCACCUGCGCUGAUGCCAUCGACUCUUUCAAAUGCUUUUGCCUUCCCAGCUACGGAGGGGACCUGUGUGAGAUCGACUUGGAAAACUGUGAGGAAGGCUGGACCAAGUUCCAGGGCCAUUGCUACAGGCACUUUGAGGAGAGGGAGACUUGGAUGGAUGCAGAGACCAGAUGCCGACAACAUCAAGCCCACCUGAGCAGUAUCAUCACCCCAGAGGAACAAGAAUUUGUGAACAGUCACGCACAGGACUACCAGUGGAUCGGCCUCAGUGACAGAGCUGUGGAGAACGACUUCCGCUGGUCUGACGGGCACUCCCUGCAAUAUGAGAACUGGCGGCCCAACCAACCCGACAACUUCUUCUCGGCGGGCGAGGACUGCGUUGUGAUGAUCUGGCACGAGAAAGGCGAAUGGAACGAUGUUCCCUGCAACUACCACCUCCCUUUCACCUGCAAGAAAGGAACAGUGGCCUGCGGGGACCCCCCUGCGGUGGAGAACGCCAGGACCUUCGGUCGGAGGAAGGAGCGCUAUGAAAUAAACUCCUUGGUGCGGUACCAGUGCGACCAGGGCUACAUCCAGCGCCACGUGCCCACCAUUCGGUGCCAGCCCAGUGGGCAGUGGGAGGAGCCACGGAUAUCCUGCCUAAACCCUUCCAGCUACCAGCGCAGGCUAUACAAGAGGAGCCCCAGGAGCCGGUCGAAACCCAGCGGCAGCGCCGUGCACAGACCCACCCAUUAGAGCGGGCCCAGAGACCGAGGGGGAACGCGAGAAAGAGAGAUUUUUAACGGAACAGUUAUAUUAACAGAGUCGAUUUCUUCUUCUUCUUGUUGCUUAUUUGUCAUAUAAGGAAAAAAAAUAUAUUAAAGACAAACCCACCUUUGUGUAUAUAUAUAAAAAAAAUUGUUUUUCCAAGCACCAAAGCAAAACGAAUUAGAUCUCAGCAUUUUUACUAACCGUCCGGUUCCAAUUAUCUUCGUGCCUUUGGGGACGGGGAGGGGGGAGGGUUUGCAAAGGGCAGGGGGUUAAGUUAAAUAAUAAAGAUGAUUAUUUUUUCCUGAUUUUAUCCACGAACAAUGUAAUUAUUUCUGUUAUUUAAUCUCCAGGGUGAACAGCACCUUAUGGGGUUUUAUUUUAUUUUAUUUUAUUUUUCCAGAAUCCUUCUACUGCUGCAGCACGUCAGGACGGGUGGGGAAGGGCCGGGGGGCUGUGGUGGAAGGAGCUGUGGGAGGAGGGAGGCGAGGGGAUGCUGAGAGCCGGGUGCUGGGGGCUGCAGCCCUCUCUGCUUCCCCACUGCCCCCUCUGCAGUGCAGCACCCGUCCCAGGACAACGUGCUCUUUCCAGGGGACCGUGCGGGGCACCAGCGUUCCCUGCACCUAUUUAUAUUUUUGAACAUAUCCUAUUUUGAAAGAAUGAUAAAUAAUAAAGAAAGCGAAAUCGGAAUGGGAGUUUUGUCAGUGUUGGUUUUUUUUAGGGAAGAGGGAUGUCUGGUGGGCUGGGAGGAAAGGGUUCUCCCAUGGCAAGGCAAAAAAGAAAGGGAACCCAAAGAGGGUGGUUCAAACUACACAGGAAUGGCUCAGCCCCAGGCAGCACCUAAGGGACCAUGGAGGUGGAAGGGGUGUCCCAAGCCCCCACUGAAGAAGGGCCCUAGAGCAGGACACUGUCCUCCCUGUUCAGCUCUCAGUUUGGGAGGGGGUUAACUCACAUGCCUAAAACCCAUCUAAAACCCAUGGCCAGCAGGAACUGCUUCACCUUCCAGCUUUCAAUCCUGACUCCCAGGGGGUUAAUUAACACUCACUAAUGAGGGAACACAAGGUCCUUGCAGGAGCUGAGUUGAGCCAGAACUAAUGAGAUGCUCAGUCAAGGAUGAGACAGCCAGGGAUCCCCAAAUCCUUUCUCCACAGCAGACCUUUCUCUUGAGUUGGGACAGAGAUGGGGACACAGCUAUGUCACUCCAGGGCUUUCUCCACCAUUUUAUUAGAAGAUGUCCAGAAAAACACAUCUUUGCAUAGCCAAUGCUCAAAGAAGAAGGCACCAGAGUUGAAAUGGAGUCCAGGCAAGGGGCACAUAGAGAUAAGGCACUUGUGCUCCAGCAGGGACAGGCACAAUGGCAUCCUUCAGCAGGACAUGCAUGGGGCUGGAAGAGGGGCCAGGAUGCAACGGAGAUACCUGCUCUCUGCUCUGGCUGAAUCCAGCCUUGCCUCACUCCCUCACAGCCUUGCCUCGUGAACUUGGAGGCAGGACCAGCCUGGAAGGGCAGGUGGGUGUCAGUGACAGCCUGCCACGGCAGGAAGGGGCCACCACCCAUGGGGUGAUACAGCCAAGUGGGAUGGCAGCAGCAGCCCGUGGGGAUCGCCCUUGCACACAUCCCAUGACAGGGACUGUCCCCUGCUGCCCAGCUGACAGCCAACCCAAGCAGCUGCAGGUGCCAGCUGCUGAGCAAGGUGUGGAAAACAGAAAGGAAGGAAACAAAACAAAACAAAAAGAAACCUCC